Arabis nemorensis is the source of this 210-nucleotide messenger RNA. The record is from the annotation of a GenBank genome assembly. NCBI's taxonomy places the organism in Eukaryota, Viridiplantae, Streptophyta, Magnoliopsida, Brassicales, Brassicaceae.
AUGAGUCGAGACAGUUUAGGUCAAGCACAUUAUCAUGGUAAAGAUGCUUCGUCCGCGGAAUUCAGAUGCCUAGCGAUGGAACGCUUGUUGGAUCUCCAUGUUUCACGUGUAGAGAUAGCUUUGGAUAAUGAAUAUGUGGUUGAAGCACUGUUACAUCCUAGAGAAUGGCAGAGAUAUCGUGACUUGCUGGACAAGAUACAAGGCCUCUAA